This is a messenger RNA of Mytilus californianus (California mussel), 1972 nucleotides long. RefSeq lists its product as uncharacterized. Gene Ontology annotation, molecular function: protein binding. The coding region runs from base 43 to 1935 and encodes 630 amino acids. The record is from RefSeq and is a predicted model, not a curated record. NCBI's taxonomy places the organism in Eukaryota, Metazoa, Mollusca, Bivalvia, Mytilida, Mytilidae. The transcript has a single exon.
GAACCAGCGACACAUGAUGCAUCAAUAUAUCUAUAUCAAUAUAUGUGUCAGAAUAUUGUUGGAACAGAAGGGCAUGUAAAAACUAUCAGAAUGAUGAACUCUAUUAGAGACAAUUUAUCGAGUCAAGAUUAUUUGACAAAAAUAACCAGUGGCAGCUUUGGCGAGGGACUGGAGAUGCGAGGAAGUGAUAUAGAUAUUAUGUAUGUUAGCAAAUGUGCUGAGGUUUGUGAAAGCACAAACACUUAUUUUAAUCCUGCUAAAACGUAUUUUACAAUGGCGACAGGAGACACACACCCAGGCUUCACUCAUUUACGUCUAGUACAUAGCAAUGAUCAUAGCGUCUUUAGAUUAUGCGAGAUGAAUGAAGGUUAUUUGUACUUUUCAAACAUAAGAUUAAAAGAACGUAUAUUGCACAAGCGCACUCCGUUCAUCCACGGUCCUUGCAUGUCAGACAAAAAUGGGGAAUAUGAUAUUGCAUACUGCUUACAUAGUAAGUUGUGGACAACACAGGCAAAACAAUGGAUGACACGAUCACAUACCGCAUGGCCAGGGUACGAUGUUAAACAAUCUAUUCUUAGACAUGGCGUUCUCUUUGUACCAAUAGGUGUUAAAGGAUCUAUUAAAGAAGAUUUAGAAUGGCGAAUAUCGUUUUCCGUUGGAGAAAAACUUCUAAUCAUUACAUUUACACAUGCACAAUUACUUUGCUAUGCUCUUAUGAAAAUUCUUCUCAAAGAUGUAAUAGAUAUUGACAUAGAUUGUAAAGAUUUACUUUGCUCAUAUUUCAUAAAAACAAUUCUUUUUUGGAUUUCGGAGGAAGUUUCAAUUGCAAUUUGGAGACCCGAAAACUUAAUAAAAAAUUUUAUGAGAUGUUUAAGGAGACUAAUAUACUGUGUUGAAUACUUAGUCUGUCCCCAUUACUUUAUUCCUGACAAUAACUUAUUUGAGAAUAAGAUUAAAGGAAACGCACAGAAAAUUCUCUUAAAUAAGCUGAAUGUUUUGAAUAAUUAUGGUUGGCAUUGUAUCGCAUUUUCAAAACAAAUCCCUAACUUCCAUGAAUUAGCAUUCUGCAUUAAAAAAGGGCAAAUUAAUUUAUAUGUCAAUAAUCUUAAACAAUUAUUAUUUUCAAAAAUGAUUUUUGCGGAUAUUCAAUCUUCGUCCUGUAAUUUUUUGUUGAAAAAAGUUAUACACAUAGUAUUAUCUACAAAGAAUUCCAAAAUAAAACAACUUUACUUGUACUAUAUUUCAAAGAAGUGUUGCUUGCUUGACAAAUUACAAGGAUUUAAGGAUGUUUCUGGUAAUAAAUAUACAUAUACACAAUACAAUACCUGUAUAAGUUCUUUGCUACGAAACAUACGCCAUAAUGCUAUUACUGGAUGGCUGAAGUUAGCUUCGUUUUUCUAUCAUACAGAACAGCACACAAAAGCCAUUGACCUUCUUCAAUAUUCUCUACUAAAAUGUUCAUCGGAAAAACUUUACCCGUUCAUGAAUUUGUUGCAUAUUCAUUAUGAUUUAUUCAGUUUGUAUUUGUUUCGGCAGAUGCCUGUGGUUCUUUUGUUUAAAUAUCUGCUAUUAGAUCAAGUGGUGUUUCUUGCAAAUUCUAUGUUGAUACCGGAAGAAUUAAGAAAGGUAGAAAAAACUACUCCGUGUAUAAUACCGCCAGUAGUAUUUACGCAUGUUCUUCCAUUUCUAUGCCAUUAUCAUCUAAACGAUUCCAAAAAAUGCCGUAAUUCUCUCCGAGAUUUACAAGUUACUAUAGGAGAAAAGUAUUUUAUAGCAUGUUCCUAUCAAGAGGCUAUAUCAUACAACAUCCUAGGAAUAGCUUAUCAGUUAGUAGGUGAUAUACCAUCAGCGAGACAAGCAUUUAAACGAUCUAUAAGAUUAUACGCAGAUCCAGAUGACAAUAGUGCGUUUUGGAGAUUGUCAUCGAUAAGCUGAAUGUACCAGAGCUAAUGUAUAAUUAACUUAUGAUACU